GACAUUUUUGGACUUUGCUGAACAUCUGAUGCCAUCCCCCGUCCCAUGGGAGACAUACAUGGCUGAAGGUGGGAGGUAGAAGACAAGAUCCGCUUUGAAGAUCACAGUGCAGCACCCCCCGCCGCUGGGACACUCUUAGGAGAGAAAGUUCUUUGUGUGUGUGACAUCGGUUGCCGCCCACCAUGCUGUUGACCUCUGUCUGUGUGCUCCUAAUGCUGGGGGGGCAUGUUCGUGCUGGAGGCUACCCACCAAUGCCUCACAUGAAGUACAUGCAACCCAUGAUGAAAGGGCCUGUUGGACCACCAUUCAGAGAAGGCAAGGGACAUUAUGUCGACAUGCCACCUAUGGUAGAUGUGAAGGGGGAGCCAGGACCCCAAGGAAAACCAGGACCAAGAGGUCCCCCUGGGCCACCAGGGCCACCAGGAAAACCUGGACUCGGGAACCCGGGCCUCAAUGGGCAGCCAGGUCCCCAGGGCCCCCCUGGCUUCACAGGAAUCGGUAAACCAGGACUUCCCGGAUUACCAGGAAAGAUUGGGCCAAAGGGCAUGCCUGGACUGAAUGGCGAGGUUGGUCCCCGUGGUGAACCAGGCCCCAGGGGUCAACCAGGGCAGCCGGGACUGCCAGGCCCAGCUGGCUUGUCUCUAAAUGGAAAACCUGGGCUUCCAGGUAUCAGAGGCCCUCCUGGUACACGGGGAGAACCAGGAUUAAAAGGCAUUUCUGGCCCUCCAGGUGAGCGUGGCAUUAAAGGUGAGAAUGGAAAUGGGACUCCAGGUCCUCCUGGCGUAAGGGGUCCCCCUGGAUUGAAGGGUACUACAGGACCACCUGGUCUUCCGGGCAUUGGUAAACCUGGACCAAAAGGUUUGCCUGGACUGUCUGGUGCUAAAGGUGAUCAUGGACUUCCAGGGAAUCGAGGGGAACCCGGAGAGGUCGGACCUCCAGGGCUACAAGGUCAACCAGGUCCUGUGGGGAUAGGGAAGCCCGGAAUUGAUGGACUGCCAGGAGCGCCAGGUCUCAUAGGUCAAAAAGGUGAACAAGGGCUGAGAGGUUCGCCAGGAUUUCCUGGUACGCCAGGCUAUGGAAAACCUGGUCUAAGUGGGCCAAAAGGAGAAAAGGGCCACAGUGGGUUGCCUGGUCUUCCUGGAGACAAAGGAGAACAAGGAAUAGUGGGCCCAAUUGGAGAACCAGGUCUUGAUGGACAACCAGGACCCCCUGGACUUCACGGCCCAAUGGGACUCCCAGGAAAACAUGGUAUGCCAGGGCAGAAGGGUGAACUAGGCCCUCAAGGCCCUCCAGGGCUGCCUGGACUCAGAGGCGACCAAGGUGUCAAUGGAAACCCGGGAAAAGCUGGUAUACCUGGGGACAAAGGCUUACCUGGGCCAAAUGGAGCAACUGGAAAACCCGGGCCCAAAGGUGAAGCAGGACAUAUUGGUCUACCAGGUAAUCCUGGGCUCACAGGUGGUCCAGGACCUAAAGGUGAGGCAGGAUUUAUGGGUACACCUGGCCCCAGAGGUCAGUCAGGUAUCCCAGGUCUUCAGGGGCCUAUGGGUCCCAUGGGGCCACAGGGCGCCCCGGGCUUGAAAGGUGAGCCUGGACUCCCAGGACUUCCAGGACUGGGUAAAUUGGGCGAGAAAGGACCUAUAGGUCCCCAAGGUCCUCCAGGGAAACCAGGCCCUGCUGGACUGAAUGGCACCCCUGGUCCCCCAGGGCCUCCGGGGCCACCGGGUCUUCCAGGAAACGGUCAAACAGUUGUUGCAGGUCCAACGGAUUCCCAGUUGGAAGGAGGUGAAGUUCCGGGAGACCGAAAGGGUCCAGCAUACAGUCAAAUUCCACUCUCUGCCUCCUUAGCGCCAGCUUUCACCGCCAUCCUCACCAAGCAUUUCCCUCCGUCUGGGAUGCCAAUCAUGUUUGACAAGACUCUGUACAACGGGCAGAAUGCCUACAGUCUCUCAACUGGCAUUUUCACCGCUCCUCUAUCUGGUGUCUACUACUUUGCGUACCAUGUGCAUGUGAAGGGAACUAGCCUGUGGGUGGCCUUGUACAAGAACAAUGUACCGGCUACGUACACGUACGAUGAGUACAAGAAAGGUUACAUGGACCAGGCGUCCGGCAGUGCUGUCCUUGAGCUGAAAGAAGGCGACCAGGUCUGGGUCCAGAUGCCAUCGGACCAGGCGAAUGGCCUCUACGCUACCAAGUACAUCCACUCCUCGUUCUCAGGAUUCCUGCUCUGUCCCACAUAACCCUGUCCAUCGGUUCCAACACGGUCCUGCAGACCAAAACCUAUGAAAAAUACUUGCAGCCAUACACAUUACAAAAACAAUCAGUCGUAGUGCUUCAGUAGUACUUUUACAUCCUUUUUGUCUUUUUUACAGCCAACAGCAUCGGAAAGAAGAAAGAUUUAAAUGGCAGAGGAAUUUUUAUUCAGUGUUAUUUGUUUUGUUGUGUUUUUUGGGGGUUGUAUUUUUAUGUUAAUUAUUGCCAUUGUUUUAUUAUUAUUUGGGCUUUGCUCUGAGUGUUGUUUAUUACAGUAGGACUGUUCGGUGCAUUCAUAUAAGGACCUGACAUUUUGCGGAGGGGAGGUGCUUCGUAACCUGACAUAGUUAGCAACACCGUCGACAGACAAUUGUAAAUAUCGAAAAACUGUGCCAUUUCUUUUUCAUUUCAAUCCAGUUUCUCAUCAAAAGUCACAAAUCGUCCGUUUUUACAGCAUAUAUUGACAGUCGGUUGCUUUCUCUCUCAAUUUAGCUGAUAAAUUGUGUUUCUUUUGUCGUUUACUACUUAAUUUAUUGUAUUCAAGUAUCCAAAAAGGCAAUCUAGAGAUGCAGUCCAACAUUAAUUGGACUUCACAGUAUUAAACCAAGGCAACAUCGAUUGCACGGACAUAAUGUUUACAUUACAUAACUACACAUGGAAAGUCACAAUUAAAGCUGGAUUCUUUCAUGGUCAUCAAAUAUAGAAGAAAAUACAGUGGAACCUCGGUUUCAAUGCGUUGCGAAAGACAAAAACCUGAAACGUAUGCGAAGAGGAGUGAAAAAAAUAACUCAAAUACGCAGUGUACUUGAACAUUGCAUUAGCGUACAGCGCAAUGGGUUUAUGUGAAGGAAGAAAGGAGACAGAUACGAGUUGUUCAUCGUUGGGUGUGUUCUAUAAACAAGAACUAGGUUGACUUUUUCACCUCUAUUUAGCGAGAAUCCAGUUUAUUUGCGAGAUGAGUUUGGUCAUUUGAACUUCCCUGGUUCUGUGUCGCCGCAGGGAACUCAGACUCGGCUAAGGCGUCUUUUGGACUUUGAUUAUUCUGCUAGCACUUUAGCACAUGCUGGAUACAAGUGUUGGAGCAGAGUCUAGAAGGGACUGCUUGUAUCACUGUGCUGCUAUCAAGGAUUCUGGAAUCUGUUUAUAGUGUCCCAACCUGAGACUGAUGCAUUAUUUGGGCACUGGAUUCUAAGGAUUAGUUUGGUAACUGCACUGUGUUAUGAAAACCGAUAACCGAAUCCUACAAAAAAAACGGCGUGCAUGCAAACCGAGGUUCCGCUGUAGAUGCAACAGAAGGAAUUCAUGGAUUCGAGCAAAGACUUUUUAUCAUUCCGAAGCCACUCAUUCCAAAGUAGUUACAGUAUAACAAAAACAGCUUGGCUACGCUUAGAAGCUGGAAAUGCAAAUCACUCUGCAUUGACUGUGAAUAAGUAAAGGGACUGACUGUCUGAGAGGCCAGCAGGUUGUGAAAUCGAAGUUGUGUAACAUUUACCAAACCCUCUGGUUUGCGUCUUUGUGAGGUGGUAUCGGCCAGGGGUUGUUUUAUGGUGAUGGAAGCAUUAAAGAUACUCUCUGUAACCUUCUGCCUGCCUGCCUGCCUGCCUGUGAGUGUGUAUGUGUGUGUGUACUGUACGUGGGUGUCUGUGUGUCACAUUGUCCCACUGCUAUUCAGGUCAUUCAGCAAAGAUAAUAAUAAACUGGAGUGAAGUUACAAAACCCCAGCUCUGUCAAUGUUCCAUGACGACUCCUGAAUUGUUUGUCCUUUCAAGUUUGAAAGCAUACAUUUAAAAAAAAACAAAAACAAGCAUUAAAAUUGCAAUGUAAGGGAAUGUCGGAAUGACUUAAAAGUGUGCAAUAAUUCGCAAUACAUUAUUUUGAACCAGAACCUGAAACAUUGCAUUCAGCACUACCCUGAUGGAGGAAUAAGCCAGGUAUUGACGUGUACAAGACCGAAUCAGUGUUUUUUUCACAAAAUAAAUGCACUUCUACUUUCACCCUCCAUAAACCCCAACUAAAUGCUAUGAAUCGAUAUUAUAAUGUGAGUCUAUACAAGACAGCUCAAUGCUGGUUAUGUACUGUAUGUUGCCUCAUGUUUGGACAUUAGUCAACUCCUUGGGCGGCAGGGUAACCACAGCAACAUAUAGAAUCUCUAUGUUUUAGCUCAUCGUUGUGCUCCUUUCCAUUUAUUUGUUGCGUGGUGUGAUGUGAUGUGUUUCUACCUGCCAAGGUGACUACGGGUGUAAAUUAGCAGUCGUGUUAACUCUCCGGCAUAUUUACAUCCGUAUCCUACGUACGUAUGCUCUGUCCCCUUUUGAAAUAGACACAUUGAAAAUGACAUGGCGAUGUGAAUGACACGUGGUUAUUAUUCUCGGCCAUUUAUGGUCCUGGCUUGCAGGGUUUGCAUGCAAGCGUCAGUGAGAUCCACGUUAGUCACACAUUGCUUCACAAAACGAUAUUAUCUUGCUUCGGUUUGUAAGGGAUAUGUUUGUUUUUAGAUGCAUUUAUGAAACACGCGGCCAUUCCCACUUGCACAAGAAAUUAAUGAAGAUAUUUAUACAUUUAUGAUAAUUUAAUAGGGAUGCCAGAACCGACCACCGAAGCCAAGAACGUAUAAAUAAAUGGUAUUUAAUAGCAUUGAUGAGUUACUAGUAUUUACAACAUGUACUUAGCAUCCUAGUGUUAUGUGCCGAAAGGAUUAUUUGUGGAGAUGUUAUUAUUUGUGUAAUGUAUCGACUUAUUUGAUUUUUUUUUUCACAGUCGGCUGACUUUUGCGCAAUAUAAUUUUGGUAUAAAAUGCACUCUUUUUUUUAAUUUGGAAAUGUUUUUUCUGCCUUUUGAAAAUUUACAAGUACUUGAUUUGUAUUGAUACCAUAUCAAUAAAGGCCUUCUUGUA
This is a messenger RNA of Doryrhamphus excisus (bluestripe pipefish), 5143 nucleotides long. RefSeq names its product collagen, type VIII, alpha 2 (gene col8a2). Gene Ontology annotation, molecular function: protein binding. The record is from RefSeq and is a predicted model, not a curated record. Lineage: Eukaryota; Metazoa; Chordata; Actinopteri; Syngnathiformes; Syngnathidae.